GAAUACACCGCCUGCACAACACGCCCACCACCUAUUACGUAGGUUGCUAUCUAGCUAUCUAGAGAACCUAACCCUCGCGCCUUACGAUUUGUAGGUAAACUUAGGUACGGUACUGACUUGGAGAGUUACUUUUUUUUAUGAAUGACUCUGGUUGAUGUCGCGAUAACUCAACUCACUUUGUUAUCCACUCAUAUUUUAUCAAAUUUCUCCAAUUCAGACGCGACUACGGAAAACUGUUACACGCAUGAACUGUCAACACAACACAACACAUAUCACCACUUAUACACCCCACAAAACCACAAAACCACAAAACCACAAAACAUACCAAACAUACCUAACGUACCUGAUAACGCGAUUACUUAUUCAAGCUAUAGCACUACACAGUUUUAGGUACCGAGCGACUAUUAUUCGAAGAAGGCUUCAAAACAUCAUCGGAACUCCAAUAUAACUUACUACUUCAUGGACCAUCGACAGUGUUGCUGAUCGCUACUCGUCGCGUUUCAAUACCCUGAGAAACCCUGACAAAACUGCCCGCCAUGGCUCAGGCCUGGCUCGACUCGCUUUCCGAGGACUGGGUAUCUCAACCUAGGUCCGAUACUUCGCAAGCGCACGUACCUAGUUUCAUGAGCCCUAAAAGCCCUAAUGCCAACACGAGUCGCAGAAGCUUGAACUCACCAGCUAGUCGCAUACCGAGAUUCAACGCAGGGAAUGCCACAGGGAGGAAAUCGCAACAAUCGACCCACAACAGUAGCGCUAUUAAUAUACUGAGUGAACGAAGCAUAAACGAUAGUAACAUCCGAGGAGCGCAACGUGGUCCUCCAAAGCCUCCGCAAGCAGCCGGCGCCUCUCAACGGGGACGUUAUCUUCGUCGUUCGACAUCUGCUUCUAGUGCCGCGUCUGUCGUUCAUAAUACCGUUCAGCAUAACAAAUCCCAAAGUUCUUCGCCGUCUAAAAAUAGGGAUAGCGUACCGGAAUGGAGAAGAAGAUUGGUUUAUGGGGAAUUGAAUUAUGGGGAGUCCAAGGAUCUUUUUAGUUCCGCCGGGACAGGAUUAGAAAAUAUCUUUCGACCACCCGUGGCCCAGGAAUCCACGGGGGACGAGUCCGCCGGGAAUGAAGAUGACACGGCCCCGGAGUCAACCUUACCCUCGAGCCCUCCACCCUAUUCGAGGCAACAAACUUGCGACGAAGAAGAAAGCUUCGAACAGUCCGCUGACGAAUCUUUGCUUCGGCAACCUCGUCCGAACCGGAAGCAGAUAAAAUUCCGAAUGACGGAAGAGAUGGUUGACGAACCAAGUAAAGAAGAUGUAACGUUUAACGAGCAUCAUAAUGACCAAGAGGAAGGGAAUGAACUUAAAGUGCAAUAUAACAACAACUCUUAUAAUUUUCUAGGUGACGUUGGCCUAUCACGUCAGGCCAGCGGGCAAAGCGUGAUGAGAAAUGAGGACUUAAGCCCAAUUUUACUAUCACGCCACGACUCUGGAGACGGCCAAGUGAACUUUGCUCCCGUUGAGCUUCCGGCAGAACAGCUACGUAAGCGCCUCGACAACCUUAGGAGAAACCAAAUGUUGUUAGACUUCGAACCUGAUGGCCAUUGGGAACAAGGACCAACUUAUGCUGGCGACGAUACUCAGAAAAUUGACACAACUGAAGACUUUAUCAAAAAUGGAGGUUUCCUAAAUGUCCAGCGAGGUGGGCGUUCGACAGACGGAUCUUUUCGUCAACGCCCCCUUAGUCCCCCGCUGAACCUUGAUACAUCGGAAAUGCUCCCAGAAUCGUCACUUCAGGCCAGCACACCGAAACAGUUUCCAACUGUUAGGAUAGAGCGUGUUGCAUCGGAAGAGAGGAGAGAAGAAUCAAAAUUUGCUCUCAGUCCCGGCUUACCCCCUGCGCCGUAUCCAAGCCCCGAGAGACGAUCCCAACAGUCUUCAGGUCAGAAUGGUAGCCCCCUGAAAUUAUUUGGUCCGUAUGAUACCUUCACCAACCAGACCCUUCUCCGACGUAUAAGCCAGUUUGAAGAUCAAAUGAUAGAACCUAUCUCACGCACAAUGGCGAGCCAAAGUAAUACGCCGCCGACGCAAGAACCCUCUUCAAAACUUAACGGAAGUAAAGGGGUUGCAACCGGGUCUGGUUCAAAAGGGGCUCCACAGGCAAGCUUUGACCUUCCCGAAAAUCUGGACAUUAGCUAUUUCGGAGCUGGGGAACUAGAUGGUUACGAGUUCACUGAAGACAUCACUCAGAAUUCUAUGGAUUACUCCCAGUUGACGAACAAAGAGAAUGUGGCACCUGCGGACGACUCGCUUCCGCCAAGUCAAUUUCUCAAGUUUCAAUUUCCCCAAGACUUAUCCUUUGGUGGAAGGUCUCUUGCCGUACAACGCCGGCGGAAUAAGUUGUUUAGUAGUUCAUUUACUCCUCGGCGCAGCAUCACUAUGGCUAGAGCGGCCACUAAUUUAAAGCCGCAGAGCUCUUCAUAUCCGCCUGGCCCCCUUGGUAGUAUCCAGGCAACGCCACAGAGAGAUAUCUUAGAUGGGAAGAGGCCGCGAACUUCGCCGUCCAAAGAUCCCACUCCGAAAAGAAGGAGAACACUUCACCGAUCAGACAUCGCGUACGGAUUAGAAGACCAAUAUGCAGGAGUAGGUUCUGUGCAGUCUUCACACAGAACCAUGCAAUCGAUUAUGGGAGCACAACAAGUUUCUAGCCAAAGUGAAUCGCAGGGAUCUGUUAGUCCACCCCUUUUGCCAAUGUACCAGGCAUACCGACCUAGGUCGCCAACUCUUGGCCACGGACCGUCAACAUCGCGUGAACGACAACCUCUUGCAACCCUUACUUCAAAUCCAGAAUAUGAACAUGGUGUAUCGGAUAUAUCGAUUCAAGAUUUUGCUGUCGAUGGAUCCGCAAGGACAUCCAUGAAGACUCAAGACUUUUUCGAUGCUGCAGAACAGAUCAUGGCAAUGAUACGAAAUAAAGCUCGCCCGAAGAACGACCUUAGUAGUGUCGAGGAAUCUGAAGCUGAGAUUACCGAACAGCACGACGUAACUGCUCCGGUCGAGGAUGAGAAUUCGUCACAGGAAUCCACACAAGAGCCUUUCUUACGGCCCCCAAGUCGAGAAGGACCUCCUCUUAGUAGAGCACCAACCCACCAAGAAGAUCCAGCUGUUGCAGAUCGGCUAAAGCAAUACGAAGAAGUUAGUGACUUAGGAGAAAUCAUAACGAAUUCAAUGCAUUCCAUGGGGCGAAUCAGGAAGGCUAUCAAUGAGGCUAAUAGCCUUACUGAGUCUAUUAGACAAAGUUUCCUCGCUGAAAACGGAUUGGACACUUCUCCUGAUGAUCAAGAUAUCGUUAGCGACCUUGCCAACGUUAGGAUAUCGCGCAAUCCGGAUUUCCCCGAUUUUGGCGAGGAUACUGUCGAAUUCCCCACGAAUGCGACACGAUCUUCUGGCGCUUCGACUGCGCGCUCCAUACAUUCUAGUUCCUCUCACGCAUCGGAUUCCAAGAGGCUCAUAGCACCAGAUGUCGUUACACCCCUCAUCGGCAAUCAGGUAGGCAAUAUGGUAUUCGAUAAGGAAAGAAACGUCUGGUAUAAGGUCAAACAACCACGUCCUAGUUUAGAUGGUAGGAACGUUCUUCCAUCCGAAGAUAGCGAGGAUCCUUUUGCUAGCAUCCCGGAUCUUUCAGUUGAUACGAUUAAGGAGACGGAGCAUUUGGGUUCAACUGUGAAACAGGAUGUGGAAGACGAUGACCAGUCUCUACAAGAGGAGUCUUCUGCAAUGCCUUCCCCUGCCAAAUCACCUACUGUGCCACCCGAUUCCGUGAAUGACGAAAGCAUGUUGAGCCAGACAAGCGAGGCUUUCGCGGGAAUGAAACAACCCGUGGUAGAGACUGCAGUCGAGGACGAUAAAGAGAUUGAACACGAAAUAAGAAUACACGAAGACCGGAUGCAUAGGUCGAGUUCCUCGCGCCAACGAAGGAAUCUCACAAUUUCGUUCUCAUCUCCAAUCGCUUCCAUUAUUCAAGAUGUUGCUCAUCUUUCCGACGACGACAUCGCGGCUCAAGAAUUAGGUCUCUUAGAUGAAUCACCCGAACACCUGUCAACGAAUAUGCUUAAGCCAGGGGGGCGUUCCAGAGCAUCCAAAUCUGUCAGCAAUUCGGCUAUAGGGUCGAGGUCACGGAGUCGUUCCGCAAGGAAUCUGUCGGUCAAAGGGCAAGAAUUCGUGCCCCGGCCUGUGUCACGAAUAGACGAACAAGAUGAGGAUGCGAACGGGGAGCAAGCAGAAGGCGAAGAGCGUCAGAUCAGCCUUCGCGAAGAUGAGAGUACUAUUUUCCCCGAAGGCAACCGUCAGGGGAAUACCAGCGUGAGCGUCGUAGUGACGCCAGCUCCUACAAAAGCCUCCCACAAUUCGGCAACGCCAAUAAUUGGGCAAUAUGUCGGCACUUUCUCGCUCAGCCCUCUGUCUGAUUUUACCAUGCACCAGGCUGAUCAGUCCUGCGGACUAGAAGUCAGCUAUGUUGUAGGAGACCGUUAUCUCGCUACCGGAGAUGGCUCCAAGAAGAUCAUGUCUAAGGCCAUCCAGAAUCUGGUCGAGAAGAUCACCGAGGUCGAGCCAUUCGAGCCGGACUGGGAGACGAUGCGUGAGUUGGAUAUCAAUGGCAAACAAUUGAAAACGCUUCAUAUGUUGGACGAGUUUUGCACCAGUGUUGUCACCCUUGACGCAUCCAAUAAUGCUAUCGAGCAUCUCGACGGCAUGCCCGUUAGCGUUCGCAACUUGCGCAUUGUCCAUAACCGCCUCUCCGAGUUGACGGCGUGGGGCCACUUGAUGAACUUGCAAUAUGUCGACGUGUCGAAUAAUCAGAUUAGUAGUCUGCAUGCUUUCAGAGAUCUCGUCCACUUGAGAAACCUUCGUGCCGAUAACAACCUGAUCACUGAUCUGGAUGGUAUCAAGAUGCACGAUAGCUUACAAGUGCUCCGAGCCAGAGGUAACCUUCUGGAAGAGGUAAACUUGGAUGGCACGAUGCUACAGCGCCUGACGGAGCUCGACCUGGAGAACAACCAGAUCAGCUCGAUCCAGGGUGUCGAGCAGCUCACAAGCCUCACCUCUAUCAACUUACAGCACAACAAGCUAUCAUCCUUCGCUCCCAGCGCUAACGUCGCGGUGCCCAACCUCAGAUACGUAACCCUCUCUAAUAACGAGAUUACGACCCUCGACCUGUCGCCUUUCACCUCGCUCCGCCUCCUGCACGCGGACCGCAACCGACUGACGACCGUCAGGGGCUUCUCCCGGUGCCGCCGCCUCGACAGCCUCUCCCUUCGCGAGCAGCAAGGCGACGCACCCCUCGACGCGUCGUCGUUCCUGAACGCGGCCUUCGAAGUCCGAAAGCUUUUUCUCUCGGGCAAUUUCCUCUCGUCGUCGUCAUUCGCCCCCUCGGUCGACUUCCUCAACCUGCAGUACCUCGAGCUCGCCAACUGCGGCCUCCGCCGCCUGCCCCCCGACCUCGGCCAGCUCAUGCCCAACCUGCGCGUGCUCAACCUCAACAUGAACGCGCUCGAGGACCUCACCCCCCUGCGCUUCAUCCCGCGGCUCAAGAAACUGCUCGUCGCGGGAAACCGGCUCGCGGACCCGGCCCAGGUCGCCGACGUGCUCGCCGGGUUCCCGCAUCUCGCGCGGCUGGAUCUCCGGGAUAAUCCGGCGACGCUGGGGUUCUACGCGCCGAUCCAGGCGCUCGUGGCUACGGGAGAAGGGGGAGGAAAAGGUGGGUUCGACCCGUUUACGCUGCCGGACGCGGACCCGGCGCGCGACGACAAGUUCUCGAGCCGCUCGGAUAUGGGCACGCGGAUGCGCCGCAGGUUGUACGAGCUCGUCGUGCUGGAUAGGUGUCGCCGGCUUAAGAUGUUGGAUGGCUUGCCGGUCGAUGCACCGGCGGCGGGGGGAAGCGAGAGAAGCAGGAAGGGGAGGAAGGGGGAUAAGGUGUGGGAUGCGCUGGUGAGGAGUGGGGUUGUGAAGAUUGGGGAUGAUGAUGAUGGUAGUGGUGAAGGUGAAGGUGGUGGUAAUGAUGGCGAUGGCAGGACUAAGGACGGGUCGGUGGCUGCUUUGUCGUAGGGGUGCGAGGAUAGCUUUGCUUGAUUCCGUCUGUCUGUCUGUCUACCUGCCUGCCUGCCUGCCUCGGUCAGUCUGUUCUGUUCAUCGGCUCUCUUAUUAUCGCAUUACCUGCCUCAUAUUACCUGUUACCUAUAUUGGAUAGGACCAGACCAGCCCAGACCAGCCCAUAUCACAUCACAUCACAUCACGUCGCAUCAAGUCCUGCUAAGCCGGGCAAGAGAAAAGAGAGAGAGGCUUCAGUUCUUUG
Molecule: messenger RNA, 6339 nt
Organism: Daldinia caldariorum
Lineage: Eukaryota; Fungi; Ascomycota; Sordariomycetes; Xylariales; Hypoxylaceae
Exons: 1
Coding region: 537-6092 (1851 amino acids)
Molecular function (GO): protein binding
Source: RefSeq, a predicted model, not a curated record